GGUCCCUCUGUCUUCAUAAGUCUCCAUACGUCGGAGAAAACGACAUUGAUGGACAUCAAAUAUAGUGAAAGAUUUUAAAAAAAGAACAAUAAAAUUAUGGAUUGACGGAAAGGAUAUGACGACCUGUUAUUUUUGUGCAAAUCGUCGACGCGUUGUAUGCAAGGAUCAGGAAAAAAAAUUACAUGUGUAGUGUAGUGUCGUUCGACGAUUGACAGUUGGUGGCAAGUUGGGCGUGUUUUGUCUAUCUCUCUCCGUCUCUUUCUCUUUCUCUCUCACCAUCACUCUGGCUUUUGGCUCCUUUCGCCGAUUUCGCCCAUUCGAUUCUGCGUGCCUGAGCUCCGCUGGACUUUUCUUUCUCUCACUCUCGCAUACUUCGUGCCUUCCCCCGUGAAAUCGCCCACAAUAUUCGGUUUUCGUGUACAUUUAAUUGUGUGGGGGUGUGUGUCUGUGUGUCGCGUAUUUUGUACAACCAGCUUCUUCAAUCGGUGAGAUUUUUCAGUGCAUUUUCUCCGCGUGUGUGUGUAUUCAUUCCUGGUCCAAGAGCUAAACGGGGAGACAGACAAGAUUAAGGGGGGAAAAAAAAAACAUAAGUUUCUAUAACGUUAAGGGAAAAUUGUAGGUAGAAGAUUCUUUUUCUGUUGUUAUUUGUGAUGGUGCCAAUAAUGGACAGACGUCCUCGCGACGAUUCUUCGAGAUUACGCGUAUCGUAAGGAAACGGAUAUACAUCUCAGUAACAAAAUAAGAUAAAAAAAAAACAAGAAGAAAAGGAUGCGUCGAUACACGACAGGCGCCUUUGACGCCUUGCACUUGCUGAUCUGAGUGACGAAGGAAGAAUAAAACAAUAAAAAUAAGGAAAACAGACGGAGAAAUCAAAACACUUGAUGGACAAAGGGAUUUUUCCUCCAAACCUGAUCCUCUUCCUUUAUUCCUCGUUUUAUUAAUGCAAUUCUAGUUCAUAAUUCCGACAACUCUAUUUAUCCAGAACGUGGAUUUUUCUACCAUACCCAACGUGCUUGAAAAAUAUAAAUCGCACAAAACGAAAUAUAUCACAGAGAAAUAUCUAUGAAAGAGAUAUUUAAUUUGGGCGGAAACACGAGAGGAUUUCCAAACGUCUAUUCUGGACAACAAUUAAACGGGACAACCGUAUUCUAAGCGAUAAAACGAGAAAAAAAGGAGAUCAAAAUGGGAAACUGUUUUAGCAGUCCGAGCGACAUAGAAAAGGAGAAACCAGACAGGAUAGGGAACCCUAGCAUAGAAGCUGUUGCUUCUCAAGCUAGUCCAGUUCCAACUCCUCCGCCAGAUCCUAUAAGACCCAUGCCCCAAAUACCUGAAACUGAAGUUCCCACAGCUAAAAUAUUUGUAGCUCUUUACGACUACGAUGCUCGCACCGACGAAGAUCUCAGUUUUCGUAAGGGUGAACAUCUGGAAAUUCUCAACGAUACUCAGGGCGAUUGGUGGCUAGCGAGGAGCAAGAGAACUCGUCAAGAGGGCUACAUUCCCAGUAAUUAUGUUGCCAAGCUGAAAUCCAUUGAAGCUGAACCAUGGUACUUCAGGAAGAUCAAGAGAAUCGAGGCGGAGAAAAAGCUUCUACUUCCGGAGAACGAUCACGGCGCCUUCUUGAUUCGUGACUCGGAGAGUCGACACAACGAUUAUUCUCUUUCGGUUCGUGACGGUGACACGGUGAAGCAUUACCGCAUCCGCCAAUUGGACGAGGGUGGCUUUUUCAUAGCGCGACGAACGACUUUCAGAAAUCUUCAGGACCUCGUCGAGCACUACAGCAAAGAGGCCGAUGGCUUGUGCGUCAAUUUGUGCAAGCCUUGUGUCCAGGUUGAGAAACCCGUUACCGAGGGGCUGAGCCAUCGAACGCGGGAUCAAUGGGAAAUCGACCGCUCUUCUCUCAAGUUUGUUCGAAAACUUGGGCAAGGACAAUUCGGCGAGGUGUGGGAAGGCCUCUGGAACAACACGACACCCGUCGCCAUUAAAACGCUCAAACCCGGCACCAUGGAUCCGAAAGACUUCCUCGCUGAAGCCCAGAUCAUGAAGAAACUUCGACACGGCAAACUCAUACAGCUGUACGCGGUUUGCACGAUGGAAGAACCGAUUUACAUUAUUACGGAAUUGAUGAGGAAUGGAAGUCUCCUCGAAUUCCUUCAAGGAAAGGGACGUGGAUUGAAGCUCCAACAAUUGAUCGACAUGUCAGCUCAAAUAGCCGCGGGAAUGGCUUAUCUCGAGUCGCAGAAUUACAUACAUCGAGAUUUGGCAGCUCGUAAUGUACUCGUGGCCGAGGGCAAUGUCGUGAAAAUCGCUGAUUUUGGAUUAGCGAGACUCAUCAAGGAGGACGAGUACGAAGCACGAAUAGGAGCCAGAUUCCCUAUUAAAUGGACCGCACCUGAGGCUGCCAAUUACAGUAAAUUCAGUAUUAAAUCGGACGUAUGGUCCUUCGGUAUUUUACUAACGGAACUUGUCACCUAUGGAAGAAUACCUUAUCCGGGUAUGACGAACGCGGAAGUAUUGCAUCAAGUGGAGCACGGUUAUCGAAUGCCAUGUCCACCGAGCUGUCCGACGGCAUUGUACGAGAUUAUGCUGGAGUGUUGGAACAAGGAUCCGAUGAAGAGGCCGACGUUCGAGACGUUGCAGUGGAAAUUGGAAGAUUUCUUUACCAUGGAGGGAUCGGAAUAUAAAGAGGCAUCGGCUUACUGAGUGUCGCCACGUUGAUAUUAUCGCGGAGAUCCGUUGCAAUAUUGAGGAACAACAAAACAGUGCACAAUGGCCAUGGCAACGUUGUGAAUUUGGUCGAUCGGAAAGGCGUGAUCGGGGCACAAAUUCUCAAAGCUUUUACACCCGCAUUCUACUCCGUAUCGAACGAAACGAUACGGGACGAUAUUUUAAACGAUUCUCGUCAUUGGACGAUGAAACUGGCUGACAGACUUGAUAACACUUGUGUUCAAAAAACGAAGUAUCGAAACCUCCCGAAUAUAGACCGUUAUUGGAAAUAAGGGAAAUGAGGAAGAAAAAAAUGGUGGUUAACUUCAGCCCGAGAAAAUUCGUAUUUUCUUGGCUGUUUUAACACUCAAUGAGACAGCGAUAUUCGCCCAUUCGAAUGGAUAUAAUGCAUUAUAUAUAAAUAUUAUACACAAACGAAAUUAUACAUAACGACGCGGUAUAAAUAUUCACACGAAUUGAAUUACGGGGAGGCCAACUUCAAGAGUAGGUACGUAGCGAUCUUUACCGAAAAAAAUAUACACGAAUAUACAAAGGUGGUCUUUAAUUGGAAUUCUCUCAAAUUCGGAUUUUCGUAUUUCUCAGAACAAUGCGAAAUGCAUUUAAAGAAAAGAGUCCUUAAGGGUUUUUCUCAAUAUCAAAACUCAGUCGUCGCUCGAAGGAUCGAUUUUUUCUCGUCUCAAUAGCACGUGUUUUCGAAGUGUCUGCACUUUUUUCAUUCUAAGAAGCGGCUCGCAUGAUCUCUAAAAAGAUUUAUAUUCGUUAUAAAAAUUCAUAUUUCCUAAUUCAAUAUACCGCGGAUCUUUAACGAAGAUGGAAGAACGCAGAAAAACGCUUCGAGGUCUCUUGCACCAUCACAUUUUAUCCAUACGUAAUUGUGCUGCUGUUUUUCCUGAAAUUAAACCACUACAAAUGCACCGGAAUAUUUCGAUCAGUUUUACAAACGAACCAAUCCGAAUUCACAAUUUUACUAUCCGUAUGAAAAAUUUUCUUGUAAAGUUCUUGUAAAAAGAAAUCGAAAAAAGCGUACAAACACCCCAGAAGGUGUGUGACUUGAGUUGAAAAAACCACCCUUUUGGGCACAAGCAUUGUCGAAACUGCAAAAGAUCUUUUUUCAUCGCAGACAUUUUUUUUAAUCUAACCCAACUUUUAAGGGGUCCACGAACCCGAAUUUGAAAACAUCCCAAUGAAGAACCGCCCCGAUGUAUACCUAUAUAUAUAUACAUAUUAUAUAUAUACACACACAUAGAUUAUAGUAUCGAUUAUUUUUCUAACGUCAUCAGUAUAUCUUCUUGGUUCUUCGUUAACACAUUCUGGCUGCCAUACACAUAGAGUAUGUAUAAUGAGAAAGAGGGAUAAUAUUUGCGAGUGCGUUUAUCGCAAUCUAAUUGAGAAAGUUUUCCCAUAGAAUUGGCCAUUACUCGUUCGAUCUCGUGGGUCUCUCAUAACGGAAAAAACAAAAGAUCGAUGAUAACGAAUGAGGUCUUAUCGGUGUACCGUAAUCGUUUCGCAUGUAUAGUCAACCGGUGUGUAGAAUUUGUCAGAGGUUUGGAUACUGUUAAUGUCGGUGAAAUGAUGAUUCACGAGAGACAUAAGUUGCACAACGGAUCCGUCCAAACUGAUUAAGAUGAGACGAGCACGAUGACACGGUUAGAAAAUACUCCGGACUCGAUUUUACCGAAAAAUCGUACGCGCUGAUCGUUCGAGUAUUUUCGCUUCGUUUUCGCUGGUAUAGCGCGAAUAUCGUACGGUUUACGAACACAGAUAUUGUCAAUUCCAAGUCGAUGAAAAUAUUUAUAUUUAUAUAUUAGGAUGUGUCAUUUCAAAGCAACCGCUUUUUUAUUACAAGGUGCUCAUCCUUAACAUCCUCGAUGAAUGCAUGAACGAAUCCUCGUGGGAAGGAACCGGUGUCAAACUAUUUCCGCAAUUCCAUGACCUAAUGAAAAAGUUUUUUUAUUCGAUUAAGAAUUAAUGGGGAAAAUCGAAUGGAAUCGAUCAAUUAUUAUUUUCAAUAUUUAUAAUGCGAAUAAGUGGGCAAAGUUCAAUUUUCCAGCCACGAGGAUUUGAGAACGUUUGACAGCAGUCCAAUCUUCCGAGAAUUUGUUUACGUAUCAAUCGAGCACUGUUGACAUCUCGAAUUAAGGAAUGUUGCACUGAAUUUACACACCGUAAUAUAUAUACUGCAUUAAAUUGUCUUUCGAAGAUCGACCGUUUUUGUACGACGCUUUGUCAUUACACGUAAUUAGUGCAGAAAGACGAAAGGAACGAAACAAUAGAGAGCCAGAGAUUAUUUUAAAACAUGUGAAAACGAUAUAUGUGAAUAAGCUUCUCGCCCAGCAAUUUUGUACAAUAAGCUUUUAUCGAAUUUCAAGCUUCGUCAAUGUUUUCGUUCCCCUUCGAAUGCUGCUUCAUAUAUUUUUUCUCCCUCCCCUUUUUUUACGAGUUUUAUUCAUUUAUAUGUCUCUUAGAAUAAAUGCACCUGACGAGCCAACGUUUACUCGUGCUCGUGGUAAACAAAUUUGCCUCGUUUUUAUUUUGUUUUUUUUUUUUCGAUUAUAUAUACGAGGGAUUAUAACCUAGAAACGCGGCGGCAGCAUCUCUGAUAUAAAUAGCGAACGUAUUCGGGGGAGAUGGUAUAGCCGAAAUUGCGAAAAUUCGUGACGAAUAAUGUUACUGGGUUGCAUCGUGCUUCCUGGUGAUAUUAAAAUUCUGCAAACAUCCAGUACGUUAAUUUGUCUUGGAAAAAAAAUGCCCUUGAUGGCCGAAUCGAAUAAUUGCAAUAUUGUAUAGGUUGUUCGAAUGAAACAGUCGAACGACGUCACAUCGAAAAUAUCGUUCGACAUAAAAAUGUGGAACAUUUCACGUUGACGAAUUUUCGAAUUUAAUGCAGUUCGUAACUUUCGAUAUGGCAUGAUAUGACGCUCGACAUGAACCCUCUCCAGUGUGUACGUUAGCGAAUCGUGGGCAAAUGACGAAUUGUCACGGCGCUGAAGUUUGCAACGUUUGAGUCCAACGAGAUGAUCUAAAAAAAGCCUCCAAUAAUUCCAGUAAUUCUUCAAUUCUGUCGAAUUUUCAAUUCGUAGCUUUUCAACCUGCACCGAUACUUCGUGAAAUAAAAAAUUGAAUUACAAAUGUUUUUUUCGUUCGUUUCGUUGGACUGAAACGGUGCAAACUUCAGAGUCGUAAAUUUUCAACAACGAACCAACCUACCAUACUUUUAUCGUGUCUACGGAGCGGUUGUGAAAAAUUGUAGAAACUUUAUUCCCAAAAGAAACACUGUUGAAUUGUCGUGAAAUGUCCCAUGUGUAAUGCGUGAAUGAAUUUGUGGCUGCAAUUUUAUCGAGUUGCUCGUAUAAUUAUCGAAGAAGGGAGGAAAAAUUGCAAAAGUGUACAAUAAAAGUAGUACUUGUGUAUUUUCGAGCCCCCCGAUGAGAUAAUUUCGUUUGUAUUACUCGUUCGAGAUAUAAAUACUGAUAGUGAUAUUAUAGUGCGCUGUUAGAUGUUGGUAGGGAAAACGUAAAAGAAUCGUGAACGCGAAUUGACACAGAUACAUGCACGCAAACGGACACGAAACAAAAAUUGCGAUUGUAUGUUUUUCUUUUCUUUUAUUUUUUUUUAUUAUUCUUAUUAUGCAAACAUAUCGAAAAGUAUUACGAAAUGUGAGUGCGUUGUCGUUGCUAUUACUAUUAUCCUUAAAUCCUCUGUUCCAUAGACAUUACUAUAAUUACGCAUUUUAUUGCGAGACAUCUUCCUGCCUGUCGUGAAGCAAAUCCAUUGUAUAAAGGGUGUCCGAAUAUUCACGGCGGCUGAAUCAUCGCGGAAGAUAAUUUACGGAAUUCCAAAAUAUAAAACCUCCUCCAUUUAUUUUUCUACGUUGCAUUAUUGCUUAUUGAAUAUUGAACGAUUGGCGAGGGUCAAUCGAACGCGUUUUAUUGGCCAUCACUGAACGAUACGAGUGUUAAUUUUGAGGUUAUAAAUUCCAAUGUUCGCUUAUGAGACGACAUUAAGACACCCUGCAUACUCGACACGCUCACAUUUACAAUUUUAUAUAUCACACACUACGGCGUGUGCGUAUAUGUAAAAUUAAUUCGAAAUGAUUACUAAAAGAUACAAGGCGAAGAAGGGACAAAGAAGGAGCCGGGGCAAAGGAGCAGAGAGCAGGACGCGACGACACCUAGGACGAAACAGAUGAGGCUCGCGAAACGACGAAUCGUUCGCGACAUCGACAAUCUUUAUAUACACGUAUAUACAUACGCAUAGAUAUUAUGGUUAUUAUAAUUAUCAUUAAUUUUCAUGAAACAUUAAUUUUCUUCUUCUUUGAUCCUUCCUUCCUUGUUCUUUUCGUCCUUUCGGCCUUCUGUACAUCUGACGCUCCUUUUGGCUGCCUAAACUUGGCUAUUGAAUAAAAAUACACGAAAAUAACUAUCAUUAUAUUGUAUUUAUAAUUGAUAGUAAUAAAAGAGAAACAUGGAAUGUGAA
This is a messenger RNA of Venturia canescens, 7200 nucleotides long. RefSeq names its product Tyrosine-protein kinase Src42A (gene Src42A). Gene Ontology annotation, biological process: cell differentiation; innate immune response; protein phosphorylation. The coding region runs from base 1183 to 2700 and encodes 505 amino acids. Gene Ontology annotation, cellular component: extrinsic component of cytoplasmic side of plasma membrane. NCBI's taxonomy places the organism in Eukaryota, Metazoa, Arthropoda, Insecta, Hymenoptera, Ichneumonidae. Gene Ontology annotation, molecular function: non-membrane spanning protein tyrosine kinase activity; signaling receptor binding; ATP binding. The record is from RefSeq and is a predicted model, not a curated record. The transcript has 6 exons.